This is a messenger RNA of Peronospora belbahrii, 462 nucleotides long. NCBI's taxonomy places the organism in Eukaryota, Oomycota, Peronosporomycetes, Peronosporales, Peronosporaceae. The record is from the annotation of a GenBank genome assembly.
AUGUCUACUGCUGCACGUCGACGAUUGAUGCGUGAUUUUCGUAAGCUUCAGAAUGAUCCACCAUCGGGUGUAUCAGGUGCUCCUAUGGACAAUAACAUUAUGCUCUGGCAGGCGGUUAUUUUUGGACCAGAUGAUACGCCGUGGGAAGGUGGAACGUUUAAUUUGACGCUUGAGUUUAGUGAAGAUUAUCCAAACAAGGCACCGACUGUCAAGUUUAUUACGAAAAUGUUUCACCCAAACAUCUAUAACGAUGGUCAGAUCUGUCUGGAUAUUUUACAGAACCAAUGGUCGCCGAUCUAUGACAUCUCUGCCAUCCUCACGUCCAUUCAAUCGCUGUUAUGUGACCCGAACCCGAACUCACCGGCAAACUCGGAGGCUGCACGCCUUUUCCAGGAAAAUCGACGCGAGUACAAUCGACGCGUACGUGAGAUUGUCGAGCAAAGCUGGCAGGCGAUUGCAUAA